AGAGUGCGAGGUGACUUAAUAUUCCCCACGUGGGUAGAAAAUUAACUGUUGUUUUUGUUUUUUAAUCCUUAAUACAAAUUGUCUCAUUCGGCGCUGCCAAAGGAAUCGUUUGGUGUUCGAGGGAAUCAAAUACCAACCAAGGUGUUGUGAAAGGCAGGUGCUCCGAGCCCCUGUCUCUCUCUCUCUCUCUCUCUCUCUCUCUCUUUCUCUUUCUCGUUCUCUUUUUUGCCUUCGUCCUCGUAUAAGAGCUCUACAUGGCACUCCUCAGCCGCAACCUGACCCUGUCCCUUCAGCGGAACCUGCGCCUCAUGGCCCCAGGCUGCAGAUACGUCAGUCAGACAGCUACGAAGACCGUCUCCGAGUUUGAAUACGACGCUCCGUCCAUGAAGACUCCUGUACCGGGGCCCAGGUCAAAGGAACUGACAAGGCAGCUGGGAGAAAUUCAGAACGUGGGCGCUGUUAAUUUCUUCUGUAACUAUGAGGAGAGCCGGGGAAACUACCUGGUGGAUGCCGACGGCAACCGAAUGCUGGAUCUGUACACACAGAUCUCAUCUGUUCCUCUGGGUUAUAAUCAUCCGGCUUUGAUGAAAGUGCUCAGCAGUCCCAACAAUCUGAGUGCGUUUGUUAACCGCCCAGCACUUGGAAUGCUGCCACCUGAGAACUUUCCUGAAAAACUGACUGAAAGUCUGCUUUCGAUCGCUCCCAGCGGAAUGACCCGGGUGCAGACCAUGGCGUGUGGCUCCUGCUCUAAUGAGAACGCCUUCAAGGCCAUGUUCAUCUGGUACAAAAACAAAGAGAGAGGCACCAAUAAUCCUUCACCAGAGGAAACAAGCUCCUGUAUGAUUAACCAGGGUCCUGGAUGUCCAGAUCUGAGCAUCCUGUCUUUUAUGGGAGCCUUUCACGGGAGGACUAUGGGUUGCUUGGCCACGACUCACUCCAAAGUCAUUCACAAGCUGGACAUCCCGUCUUUUGACUGGCCCAUCGCACCCUUCCCAAGGCUCAAGUAUCCGCUGGAGGAGUUUGUUCAAGAGAACGCCCAGGAGGAGGCUCGCUGUCUCGAGGAGGUGGAGGAUCUGAUUGUGAAGUGGAGGCAGAAGGGCAAACCCGUGGCGGGUAUCGUCGUUGAGCCCAUCCAGGCAGAGGGAGGAGACAAUCACGCAUCACCCGACUUCUUCAUCAAACUGCACACCAUCGCUCGGAAGCAUGGAUGUGCUUUUCACGUGGACGAGGUUCAGACGGGGGGCGGAGCCACCGGAAAGUUCUGGGCCCACGAGCACUGGGGCACAGACGACCCUGCUGAUAUCGUCUCUUUCAGCAAGAAGAUGCUCACAGGAGGAUACUUCCACAAAGACGAGCUGCAGCCUGAUAAGGGUUACAGAAUCUUUAACACGUGGAUGGGAGACCCGUCUAAGAACCUGUUCCUCUCAGAGGUGCUGAAUGUCAUCAGAAGAGAGAACCUUCUGGAAGAAGUGACUCGCUCUGGGAAGACUCUGCUGCAGGGACUUUAUGAGCUGCAGUCUCAGUAUCCUCACCUCCUGAGUCGAGCUCGUGGUCAGGGCACCUUCUGCGCCAUCGAUGCCCGAGAUGAUGUCACCCGGGACCACCUUCUGCUCAAACUCAGGGACAAAGGCGUCCUUCUAGGUGGCUGCGGCGAAAAUUCCAUCCGCUUCCGUCCGGCUCUCGUCUUCAAAGAGUACCACGCUCAUCAGUUCCUCAACAUCUUCAACGACGUGCUGUCCGAGUACAAAUAAAGAGCCGCGGAGCUCCGAGAAUCCGAGGAGAACAAGCACAAGGGUCCGAACCCCUGAAACAGGCAGUUCCUUCCCCUCCCCCCCUCCCCCACUCACCUUUUUAUUGUCCUAACCUUUUACUUCACUUUAUAAAUCAUUUGUUUAAUUUCACUCUAAAGCGCUCACUCUCUCUACACUUUCUCUCACUGUAACGAGCACAAAGGGGUCAGGAGUUUUAUGGUGGAUCAUCAGUACACUAUUAAGAUUUAUAUCCAAAUCUCUGUCUUUAAUGAGUCUGAGGUGUCGUUCUAGGUGUUGAUGCACCAGUCAGCAGCUUUAAAGGAGUAAGUCACAGUGAUCCGCUCGGUAAGUGAAGAUUAUUUUGAAGGAGCAGUUUGUAUUUUUAGAGCUGGUUCGGUGAACUGUGUGUGUGUGUGUGUGUGUGUGUGUGUGUGUGUGUGUGUGUGUGUGUGUGUGUGUGUGUGUGUGUGUCAAACAGGAGCUCGUUUUCGCCCUGAAAAAUGUAAAUAACUGAAAUUUUAUUAAUAGAAGUAUAAAAAAAAAACACUAAAAUUACAAACUGCACCUUUAAAUGAUGACUGGUUUCCUCGGUCAGACUUAAGCACAUGAAUAAAUCCAGGACAAGCUCAAAUAUAUAAACCCUCUUCAUCUACCUCAGAGCAAAGAGCGGCUCUGUAAAGGGUACGAAGCCCUCGUGGGAAAAGCGUAAGGUCGUGAGAGUGGAAGGACGAAACAGAAAAACACAAACGAGUCACUGUGAUUAUUAGGUGUGUAUAGUGCCAGCUAUCGAAUGACUUUAUGGAAGGUCAGGCUUCAGGAAACUCACCAUCUCGCUCACACACACACACACACACCUAACUCUGGUCCUGGAGUGUUUUGUAGGGAGUAAAACGUCACCAGAUCAUUCGGGAUGCUGAAUACAUCAGACCAGUCUUCGUUCCUCACAUUCAGUACCACAUCAAUAUUAUGCAUCCAAUAGCAGGUCCAUGUAGGUGCUGCAGGUUCAGUGUUUCCAUCGUACUGUAGGAACCUGAAGAACACUACAGUGAAGGUAUUCGUUUUUAAUGUUAUUCAUGAACCGGCGAUGAACGUCCUAAACUAGCUGCACACGCACAAAGCACAAGAAAUCCUUUUUAGACCUUUGUGCUAAGCCACAUAUAAAUAGUGUUUGUGUCUGAUCAGGAAAAAAGGUACCGAACCGUACCGUCGCCCAUCGCUGGAGCCGUCACGUACUCCUUCACGUUUGGUAUUCCUCCCAUCCUGGAAAGUCGUGCCUUUUUUUUUUUAUUAUUAUUAUUAAUUUAAUACAUAAUUAAGAGCUUUAGCUCCACGUUAGUUCUGUAAACAAGCGUUAAAGGCGUAUUAUAGGUAGGAAAGCCGUGCAGCAGCGAUACAGAACUCGUACAGAAGGUUCUUCUCCAGCCUCGUUUGUUUACGCUCCUUCAAAGGGAAAGCCGACUUUACACACUGCACUAACGACUCCAGGAUCACAGUCACACACCAACACUGUUCUCCAAAACCACACACAGUAUUUUCAUGUAGAAUCUGUGUACCAGGGUUAACGUCCCACCACAAAAACCCACCGCCGCUCAUCCCAAAUCCAACCUGAACAGUCUUAACUCUGUGGAUAAAGAUAUAGAUGACGACACCGUGAGGUUUUUUGUUUGUUGUUUUUUUUACCCCCCAGGUCUAGUUAUUAGAUUCAUCAGCAGUUAAAAGUCCAUCAACGAGACACGGACACCUAAAGUUGACUACAUGUUUAGAAUAUUUUCGAGCUAAAUGUCGGUAAUGCCGUAUAGUGUCCCGUUUGUCCAUGUAAAGUAAUAUAAAAGGUAGUUAGCGUUAUCCUGGUGUUAAUAUAGCGGACAGACGGAGAAAAUACUCACAGCUGCUCAGUUCACAGAGAGCGAAACUCCCAGUAUACGUGACGACUCGUCUGUCUUUAACCAGUCAGUAUUGUAUAGAGUUGUGAAUUAUCUGUUAACCACUAACAACACCUUAACGAAUGAUAUAUCAAUGCCAUGUUUGUUUACUGUGUGAAAUAGGAUAUUAAAUGUAAUGAUUCUCACUUAAAUAUUGUCUAAGCAAUAUAAACACAAUCAGAAAUAAAUCUGACAUUUUUGGAGUUUGA
This is a messenger RNA of Tachysurus vachellii, 3882 nucleotides long. It is a transcript of the gene abat, whose product is annotated as 4-aminobutyrate aminotransferase. The record is from RefSeq and is a predicted model, not a curated record. Gene Ontology annotation, cellular component: mitochondrion. Gene Ontology annotation, biological process: GABA catabolic process. NCBI's taxonomy places the organism in Eukaryota, Metazoa, Chordata, Actinopteri, Siluriformes, Bagridae. The coding region runs from base 255 to 1751 and encodes 498 amino acids. The transcript has 16 exons. Gene Ontology annotation, molecular function: pyridoxal phosphate binding.